Notothenia coriiceps (black rockcod) is the source of this 518-nucleotide messenger RNA. Its product is annotated as collagen alpha-1(XIV) chain-like. Lineage: Eukaryota; Metazoa; Chordata; Actinopteri; Perciformes; Nototheniidae. The annotation marks the transcript as partial. The transcript is spliced from 5 exons. The record is from RefSeq and is a predicted model, not a curated record.
AUGAGGAGGAGGUUCGGGUGGAAGCAGCUGGGUCGGGCCAUCAAACAUGUCAAGGAUUCCAUUUUCACCCCGGAGGGUGGAGCUAGAAGAGGCGUUCCUAAAGUCCUGGUUGUUCUCACUGACGGACGUUCACAAGACGAUGUCAACAAAGUGUCCAAGGAGAUGCAGAUGGAUGGCUAUAUCAUCUUUGCCAUUGGCUUUGCCGACGCGGACUACGGAGAGCUAGUGAAUAUUGCCAGCAAGCCCAGCGAUAGACACGUCUUCUUUGUGGAUGAUUUGGAUGCCGUGAAGAAAAUAGAAGAGCAGCUCAUUACUUUUGUCUGUGAGGCUGCUACCGCCACUUGUCCGUCUGUGUUGAUGAGUGGUAACACAGUGGCAGGUUUCCGUAUGAUGGAGAAGUUCGGCCUGGUAGAGAAGGAGUACAGCACCAUACCUGGAGUCUCUCUGGAGCCGGGCUCGUUCAACACCUUCCCAUGUUACAGACUACACCGAGACGCAAUGGUGUCGCAGCCCACCAA